AUGUCCCAAUGGAGUCAAGUUCAACAACUGGAAAUAAAGUUUUUGGAGCAGGUGGACCAGUUCUAUGAUGAUAACUUCCCCAUGGAAAUCAGGCACCUACUAGCACAAUGGAUAGAAAGCCAGGAUUGGGAGGCUGCAGCCAACAAUGAAGCAAUGGCAAUGAUCCUUUUACAGAAUUUGAUAAUUCAAGUGGAUGAACAGCUGGACCGAGUUUCACAGGAGAAGAACCUGCUCUUGAUACACAACCUGAAAAGAGUCAGGAAGCUGCUGCAGGGCAAAUAUCAUGGUAAUCCCAUGCAUAUAGCAGUGAUCAUCUCCAACUGCUUAAGAGAAGAAAGAAGAAUAUUGGCUGCAGCCAGCAUGCCUGUACAGGGGCCACUGGAAAAGUCUCUACAGAACUCAGUGGUUUCAGAACGCCAGAGAAAUGUAGAACACAAAGUAUCAGCCAUCAAGAACAGUGCUCAGAUGACUGACCAAGAUGUGAAGUACUUGGAAGACUUGCAAGAGGAAUUUGACUUCAGGUAUAAAACAAUACAGAGCUUAGAGCAGAAUGACAAAAACAGUGCCCUCAUUAAACAGGAAAUGUUGGCGUUGCAGGCAAUGCUCAAUACUUUAGACUACAAGAGAAAGGAAGUGCUCAGUAAAAUAGGGCGUGUGAUCCAUGAGAUCGAUGUGCUGAUGAGCAACAUGCUGACCGAGGAGCUGCUGGACUGGAAGCGGCGGCAGCAGAUCGCCUGCAUCGGGGGGCCCCUGCACGGGGGGCUCGACCAGCUCCAGAACUGCUUUACACUGUUGGCAGAGAGUCUCUUUCAAGUCAGAAGGCAACUAGAAAAGCUGGAUGAACUCUUGACCAGGCUGACUUAUGAUGGGGACCCCAUUCCUGUGCAAAGACCUCAGCUGCUGGAAAAAGUCAACUUUCUGCUCUACAACCUCUUCCGGAACUCCUUCGUGGUUGAAAGGCAGCCCUGCAUGCCAACACAUCCCCAGAGGCCAAUGGUUCUCAAAACUUUAAUACAGUUCACUGUUAAAUUAAGGUUGCUAAUUAAAUUGCCAGAGCUGAACUACCAGAUCAGAGUGAAAGCAACUAUUGACAAGAAUGUUUCAACUGUAAGCAACCGUAGAUUUGUUCUGUGUGGAACACACGUGAAAGCCAUGAACAUGGAUGAGUCUGCAAAUGGAAGCUUGUCAGUAGAAUUUCGGCAUUUGCAACCCAAAGAAAUGAAAACAAGUGCUGGAAGCAAAGGAAAUGAGGGCCCUCACAUGGUGACUGAGGAACUGCACUCCAUCAGCUUUGAAACACAGGUCUGCCUGUAUGGAUUGACCAUAAAUUUGGAAACCAGCUCCUUGCCUGUGGUGAUGAUUUCCAAUGUCAGCCAGCUGCCCAAUGCAUGGGCCUCUAUUAUUUGGUACAAUCUGUCAACCAACGACCCUCAGAAUUUGUCUUUCUUCAACAACCCCCCUACUGCCACUUUAAGCCAGCUCUUAGAAGUACUGAGCUGGCAAUUUUCAUCAUAUGUUGGUCGUGGACUCAAUUCUGAACAGCUCAACAUGCUGGCAGAGAAACUUACAGGACAGCAAGUCAGUUACAAUGAUUAUCAACUAUCCUGGGCAAAGUUCUGCAAGGAACAUUUGCCUGGGAAGUCUUUUACCUUUUGGGUCUGGCUGGAAGCAAUCCUGGACUUGAUUAAAAAACACAUUCUCCCUCUUUGGAUUGAUGGGUACAUAAUGGGAUUUGUAAGCAAAGAAAAGGAACGAAUUCUGCUGAAAGACAAGACACCAGGAACAUUUUUAUUAAGGUUCAGUGAGAGCAAUCUGGGUGGAAUUACCUUUACUUGGGUGGAUCAGCGAGAAAAUGGAGAUGUAACAUUUCAUUCGGUGGAACCCUACAACAAAGGUCGCUUAUCUGCCCUGCCUUUCGCCGACAUCCUGCGCGAUUACAAAGUCAUCAUGGCAGACAACGUUCCCGAAAACCCCCUGAAGUACCUGUAUCCGGAUAUCCCCAAAGACAAGGCCUUUGGCAAACACUACAGCUGCCAGCCAAACGAAGUCUCAAAGCCCUCGGAUGGAGGAGGGAAAGGUUAUGUUCCUUCUGUAUUUAUCCCAGUCUCAAAAAUCCUCAGUGACUCUACAGAACCACAUUCUCCAUCAGAUCUUCUUCCAAUGUCUCCAAGCGUUUAUGCUGUGCUGAGAGAACACCUGAGUCCCACAGCCAUUGAAACUGCUCUGAGCUCUCCUUACUCAACUGACUGAAGUGCACUUACUGGAAAAAUCUUGUGAACAUUGGAUGGGUUAAAGAAGUCAUAUUUUUUUCCUGUCAUCUCUGAAAGUCAGCUUUUCCUGGAAACCAUUAUGUUAUUCUUAGGCCUCUUUCUGUUAUCAAUAACAUAUUAACAAAGAAUUUUCUUCCUAGGGAUUCAAACAGCCUUUUGCAAGUCAGAUUUGC
Messenger RNA from Ficedula albicollis (Collared flycatcher), 2443 nucleotides. RefSeq names its product signal transducer and activator of transcription 4 (gene STAT4). The record is from RefSeq and is a predicted model, not a curated record. Bases 1 to 2250 code for a protein of 749 amino acids. Gene Ontology annotation, molecular function: RNA polymerase II cis-regulatory region sequence-specific DNA binding; DNA-binding transcription factor activity, RNA polymerase II-specific. NCBI's taxonomy places the organism in Eukaryota, Metazoa, Chordata, Aves, Passeriformes, Muscicapidae. Gene Ontology annotation, biological process: cytokine-mediated signaling pathway; cell surface receptor signaling pathway via JAK-STAT; defense response. The transcript is spliced from 23 exons.